AUGACUAGCAUGUGUCACGACUCCAGAACCGACAAUAUCACAGCAUGGCUCAACGGCCUCUCUCUUCAGUCAACUCCACUUGGAUCUCACUCUCCUCCCUCUUCCUUGUCGUCUUCUUCAUCUUCCUCGUCUCCACAGACUGGACAAGUGCCUCCUCUCCCGCAAACGCCAGAGAGGCAGAUACAGGUCCAGCGAAUCGAUGGCAGUUGUCCGAAUACCAGAGAGACGUCGCCCACGGAUACACAUUUCUCCUCCAUCUUCGAUUCGCCGGAGCCGCGGAAUUGGGGUUGGGGAGGUGCAGUGAGAGAGGAGGAUGAAGAAGUGCAGACCGCGGCGAGCAGUUACGCGGCUUCAAAUGAUGGGAGUGAUGAUGAGGGCGACAGGUGUCCUCGAAGCAUCGUCUUGCAAGAUGAGGAGGAGGCGGACGAGAACGAAGCCGGAUAUGACGAUCCAUCAUCCCCAAGUACGCUCGCACCCUCAGACAACUCAACACCACAACAAGAAAUCGAGAGAGCACACGACAUCCCUCCCGACUCUCCUCCUCCUCCCCAGCAGCACCAGCAGCAGCAGCAACAACAACACUCCCUCACCCCCCGCUCCACCAACAACCUCACACGCCACGACUCCCUCUUCACCUCCUCCCCCUCCCCAACACCCCCUAAAAAGACCCACAUAAUCCUAACAUCCUGCCUCCAAUGCACGCUCGCCCGCCUCCCCUGCUCCCGCACCCUCCCCCACUGUACCCGCUGCGCCCGCAAUGGCUUCGCAGCCGUGUGCCUCGCUCAACGCCGCAAACGCACCUCGGAGAUGGUCGACGGCGACGUCAUGGGGAACCAGGAGCCGGUGUUGGUGCGGCUAAAGGAGGAGGAAAGGGGGGAGGGGUGGGGGGAGAAGUGUAGGGUUUUUGAGAUGCUCCUCCAAACGCACCGUACCGCACUCGACAAGGAGAACUGGGUCUUUCCCUCGGUCAGCACUCCGCGAGGCACCUACCGCACCCACGGCCAGCGGCUGCAGCGACGACAUCCCGGCGAGGGGAUAGGCAGACUCACGUUCGCGGAGGUGGAAUUAGCGGAUCAGGAAGAGGGGGGAGGGAAGGAAUGGGAACAAGUCUAUGGGGGCAGAGAAUAGCAAGCCCGUGAUCUUAUACCGGGGAAGUCGGAAGUAAGGAUACGAGUGAUUGAAGCGUGGGCGAGGACGGGUGCCACGGGGUUGGACUUUUUCAACGUGGACUGAGCUCCUUAGGGAACAGCUGGGAAUGCAAGUGAGACAAGGAAAGGGGAUAAGACGGAGGAGGAUGGGCACCUUCAAC
Messenger RNA from Westerdykella ornata, 1309 nucleotides. RefSeq lists its product as uncharacterized. The record is from RefSeq and is a predicted model, not a curated record. The transcript has 2 exons. Gene Ontology annotation, molecular function: zinc ion binding; DNA-binding transcription factor activity, RNA polymerase II-specific. Lineage: Eukaryota; Fungi; Ascomycota; Dothideomycetes; Pleosporales; Sporormiaceae. The coding region runs from base 1 to 1128 and encodes 375 amino acids. Gene Ontology annotation, biological process: regulation of DNA-templated transcription.